Molecule: messenger RNA, 1353 nt
Organism: Beta vulgaris subsp. vulgaris (sugar beet)
Lineage: Eukaryota; Viridiplantae; Streptophyta; Magnoliopsida; Caryophyllales; Amaranthaceae
Product: isoaspartyl peptidase/L-asparaginase 1
Exons: 4
Coding region: 85-1035 (316 amino acids)
Molecular function (GO): hydrolase activity
Source: RefSeq, a predicted model, not a curated record
UUUGCUGCAGUUUCUCUGCUACUACUCCACAAUUGAUACCUUGAUUUGAGUGCAUCUUCUUGGAGGAGGAAAUAGAGAAAAAAAAUGGGGUGGGCAAUUGCGUUGCAUGGAGGAGCAGGUGAUAUCCCUUUAAAUCUUCCCCAACACGAAAAAGAAGGCCGUGAAACAGCUCUCCAACACUGCCUUGAUAUUGGUGUCACUGCUCUUAAAGCUGCCCACUCUCCUCUUGAUGUCGUCGAGCUUGUGGUACGUGAACUAGAGAAUCAUCCACUCUUCAAUGCUGGCCGGGGGUCUGUCUUAAACACUGAAGGCAAUGUUGAAAUGGAAGCGUGUAUAAUGGAUGGCAACACCAAGAAAUGUGGUGCGGUUUCUGGUCUUAAAACUGUUGUGAAUGCCGUUUCUCUUGCACGCCUGGUUAUGGAGAAGACUCCUCAUAUAUAUCUUGGAUUUGAAGGAGCAGAGGCCUUUGCUAAGGAACAAGGAGUUGAAACUCAGGAACCGAGUCAUUUCAUCACUCCAGCAAAUAUUGAAAGGCUAAAACAAGCUAAAGAGGCAAACAGAGUGCAGCUAGACUACACUCAGCCCAUACAGAACGACGUGAAAAUAGAAACACACAAUGUCAAUGGUGACAGUCAAUUGGGUACAGUUGGAUGUGUUGCAGUUGAUGGUGAUGGCAAUUUGGCUGCUGCAACCUCAACAGGAGGCUUUGUCAACAAGAUGGUAGGAAGAAUCGGAGACACCCCAAUCAUUGGUGCGGGUACAUAUGCGAACACCUUUUGUGCUGUCUCUGCCACCGGAAAAGGGGAAGACAUCAUACGUGGUACCAUCGCACGAGAUGUGGCUGCACUUAUGGAGUAUAAACAUCUUUCUUUGAAAGAAGCCACUGCUUAUGUCGUGGAAAACGGUGCCCCACAAGGGAGCGUUGGACUGAUUGCUGUAUCAGCUGCAGGAGAAAUUGCUAUGCCUUUCAAUACUACUGGGAUGUUUCGGGCUUCUGCAACACAAGAUGGUUACUCUCAGAUUGCAAUACAUUAAAAGGACUUGAUUCAAGAUAGUAGAUACGGCAGAUUGUGUUGGAGCUCUUUCUCUAUGAAAAAUCUGUAUCUUGUACCAGCAUUCCACUUUGUUUGGUCCAUGGAGAUUUGCUGGUGAUAGAAUUUCCUGAAACAAACAAGACCAGUUUAGUGAAUCACAAGUUUGCCGAGCAUGAAAUUAUACAGGCUCAGAGUCAGAUAGAUUUCCUUAUCUCCAAUUGAUAUGGAUGUCAACUUGUUAUGCAAAUGGCAAUGUAGACCUUUUAUGACAAAUUUUACUGACUCACUUUCAAUAAAUUCAAGUUAUUAUCACAUAAAA